UUUAGUAAUGCUGGCGGUCGCGGUGUGACGCGUAUUGCGAUCAUAAUUCAAAAACGCUAUUUGUGCUGCUAUUUUCGAACGUAAAGAAUCCCGAGAUAAUACGAUUUACGUGACAAAAUAGCUGUUUGUUUUGGCAAUUAUUGUAUUUUCUUAAUUGAUUUAUAAAGGCCUCUACAUAUUUUUUUAGAGAUGAAGUUCAAAAAUAUUGUGAGGUUUAUUUAAUAUUUUAUUUUUAAAUUUUAAAUCUGAGGACGUACAGUGAUAGAAUGAAAUCUUGAUUAUAAACAUAUUUCGUGAACAAAAUGUCUCUAAAGAAGGAGUCCCGCACAGAUGUGCAGUUCCACCUGGCGGCGCUGCGUGGAGACUGCGAGCGACUGCAGCAGUUGCUUGACACAGGGAAGGUGCACAUCGACUCACGAGAUCGGGACGGUACCACACCACUGAUCCUGUCUGCCGCCAUGGGACACACGCAGUGCGUGGCCGAGUUGCUGGCCCAAGGCGCCGAUCCAGCCUGUUGCAGGACGACAGGAACGAGUGCGUUGUUCUUCGCAGCACAGGGAGGGUUCCUCGACAUCGCCCGCCUCUUGUUGGAUGCUGGCGCUGCCAUUGAUGCUCCGUCCAUGGACGGCGGCACACCACUAUUUGUGGCGAGCCAGUGUGGUCACCUGUCUGUGGUCGAAGAGUUGAUAGCGAGAGGAGCUAACGUUAACUCUUGUAUGAAGGACAAAGCGAGUCCGUUGUUCAUAGCGGCACAGAACGGGCACGAGGACGUGUGCGUGACGUUACUGCGGGCGGGGGCGCGAGUAGACGCGGCGCGUGCGGACUUGGCCACGCCCCUUUGGAUUGCGGCGCAGUGCGGCCACCAACGAGUCGCACGAGCGCUUCUCGCCGCCGGCGCCGAUGUGGACGCGCUACGACAGGACGGCGCGUCUCCGCUGUUCAAGGCUGCGCACAAAGGCCACGCACCCGUCGUGGUGGAACUGCUCAACUAUAAACCAAACCUCGGGCUACUGCCGAACGGUCAGAGCGCACUGCACGGCGCCGCCAUGUUUGGUCAGCUGGCGUGCGUGCGACUGCUAGCGCGUCGGCACGUGCGCGCACCACAGGGCGGCGGCAGUAUACCGCUGUACGCGCUGCGCAACGCGGCCGGCCUCACCGCAUUGCAGGUGGCGGUUGCUGCCGGCAAGCGGGACGUGGCGACGUACCUGGGGCGCCUCGCUACAAUACCUGCGCCCGUCGCCGACAUGCGCCCCUAAUAUAUCGCUGACUACACAUAACUAUUAAGUCAAUUACUCUUUAAAAAAGACCUCAUCUGUGAUUUGGUCAAACUGGUUUUUACAAACUUUUGGUACUUAAUAGUGACUGUGGUGUUUUAACAGUAAAAUUGUUACAUACUAACAUGUAACAUACUAUAAAAUAUUUAAAUGCCACUUUUUUAUAAUUGCCAUACAAUAUGAUGUACUGGAAAUGGAAGACGCAAGGAUGAAAAAAUAAGCUGCAUAGUUAACACCUGAAUUGUGUCAAAUGUCCAUGUCGCACCUACUCCCAUAACAAUUGGGAACUGUACUCUCGAAAUUGUCGACGAGUACGUCUACCUCGGACAAACAAUCCAGUUAGGCAGGUCCAAUUUCGCGCAAGAGCUCACUCGUCAACGUUCGGGAAGCUCCUUAAAAUCUUCUCGUCUCAAAUACCACAGUGUCUGAAGACGAAGAUUUAAAGAAGACGCAGUGUUGGUAGGCUCCCCACAAGAUGGUCAAGAUCGCCGGAAUAGGUUGGAUGGGGGCAGCGCUGGACCGAUCGUUGUGGACAUCUUUGGGGGAGGCCUUUGUCCAGCUGUGGACAUCUUCCGGCUGAUGAUGAUGAAGAUACACUCGAGGAUUUUCCUUACACACUAUGAAUGCAGGUAUUCUACAGAACCCAUAAGUUUGUAUGCUUGCUCAUCUAAUGUACUGCAUAGAUUUGAAUAUCACACAUGUUCAUUUACGAACCAUUAAUAAUUACAACUUGUAUUGUUUUAUCGGUCCUUAUAUCGAGCUUAAAUGUUUAUGUAAAUAUGACAAAUACUAUAUAAUUAUAUGUUACUUUUCCCCAUAACAUUCUAAUAACUACUUGAUAUAUAUGUAAAUGCAUUCAUUUAUGUACUGCAUAACAUUUCUUCUUACACUUGAUCAUACAACUGCAGUUAUGAAAGCCUACUUGUCUUAUUAUUCCAUACCAUAGCUUAGGUGUAUUCGGUUAAUGAAGAAAUUAGUACUUUAACUCAACUAUGCUUCAUAGUGCACUUAGAAAAUUUGUUCGUCUAGAUAGACUGUGCUGUGAACUUUUAAGCAAACACACGCAGACUAAAACAAAGUGACUGAGCUAUUGUGAGUACAAGACAUAGCUAACUAAAGUAAUAAACCUGGUUGUUGUUAUGUGUUGCACAUCAACAAGAGGUUCUAUCUAGACAUAAAAAUUAUCUAAGUUAAUUUAACAUUAAUUUUGGAAAAAAAAGUCAACACAUAUAUGUGUGUUGACUUUUUGAGUACCACAUUAAACUUAAACAGUGCCCAUGUUACAAAAUAACAUUAUAUUAUACAAUUCAUAUUUGCCUUAAUACAUGUACCUCAAACAAUAUCAACACUAGGUUAACAGCUGUUAAAACAAAAUAUAUUUUCAUACGCAUAGAUAUAAUAAUACUAAAAUACAUAUAGAUUGUCAGCUUAUUACUGUCUUAGGUUAAUUUUAUUUAAUAUUACAAGUAAUAAUUAUACUAGUCAUAUAUAAUCUGUUGUAAAUUAGAAUCUCAGAUAGCGAACACAGUGAAUGAGUUAUAAUAAUCAUUCUACUUCAAGACACCAAACAUUAAUGCUUCACUUAUAUUUUUGAAAACAACUUGAUACAGUCCAUAAUAUAAAUUGAAUCUGUUAUGACGGUGAGUUAUGUAUAUUUAGUAAUAAGGUGUAAAGGUUGUUGUUAUUUAUAUUAAAUAUAAGUUGUUUUAAAUAAUCAUAA
Leptidea sinapis is the source of this 2994-nucleotide messenger RNA. RefSeq names its product ankyrin repeat domain-containing protein 29. Gene Ontology annotation, molecular function: protein binding; RNA nuclease activity; RNA binding. Gene Ontology annotation, biological process: RNA processing. The record is from RefSeq and is a predicted model, not a curated record. The transcript is spliced from 9 exons. NCBI's taxonomy places the organism in Eukaryota, Metazoa, Arthropoda, Insecta, Lepidoptera, Pieridae. The coding region runs from base 303 to 1256 and encodes 317 amino acids.